GCGCACGGGUCUAAUCGCUCCCAGCCUCGAAGCGCGAGAGGAGCGGUUCUGGUUCUGCUGCGUCCACGGCUUCGCCUCGGUAGCUCGCGGAACCCGGCGUGGGACAGUGAUUGGAGUUGACGCGAGCGCUCCAGUACUGUAUCCAGCCCCCCUCCCCCUCCUCCUCCACCACCACCUCCUCGCGCGCCGCUCACAACCAGGAAAUCGUCGAGGUGUGUGCUUCUUUAUCCCGCUUGUGUCUACCCCGUUCUCGGGUGUAGACGCUCCCGUUUCCCCGACGAUUUCUUGUUUUUUUUUUAUUUGACCACUGUGACUUUUUUAAAGCCGGGCUUCGUACCGACCGAACUUGCCUGCGCGGAGAGGAGCGGCACUCUGUCCGAACAAUGAGUGAGUUGAGUAUUUGCCAGGCUCGGGCCACUGUGAUGGUCUAUGAUGAUGCCAAUAAGAAGUGGCUACCAGCAGGCCCUGGACCCCAGACCUUCAGCAGAGUCCAGAUCUAUCACAACCCAACCAACAAUGCCUUCAGGAUAGUGGGACGCAAGAUGCAGCCAGACCAACAGGUGGUAAUAAACUGUCCAAUCACAAGAGGCCUCAAAUACAACCAGGCCACUCCCAAUUUCCAUCAAUGGCGGGAUGCCCGGCAGGUCUGGGGCCUCAACUUUGGCAGCAAGGAGGAUGCUACUCUGUUUGCCAAUGGCAUGAGUCAUGCUAUGGAGAUUCUCAAUUCUACAACAGAUGCAGGCUAUGCAACCCUUCCCCGCCCAGUGUCAAAUGGCCCAUCUCCAGAAGAACUUGAACAACAGCGGAGGUUGGAGCAACAGAGGCUGGAACAGCAGGAAUGGGAACGACAGGAGAGAGAGCGACAAGAGCGCGAGCGACAGGAAAGAGAGAGACUGGAGAGAGAGCGACAGGAGAGGGAGAGACUGGAGAGAGAGAGACAAGCUGUGGCAGCCCCCAUUCCUCCAGCUCCACCAAUGGCCUCUGCAGGUCCCCCUCCUCCACCAGCCCCACCUCCACCCCCAGGCCCUCCUCCAGCCGCUGGCGUUCCGCCUCCUCCAGGACCACCUCCCUCAGGACCUCCACCGGCCCCACCCCUGCCAGCUGCAGGAGGAGGUGGGUCUGAUGGUGACGGAGGUGGAUUAGGUGGGGGGCUGGCAGCUGCCCUAGCAGGAGCUAAACUCCGCAGAGUAGCCAGGCAGGAGGAUGCCGCCUCUGCAGCUCCUGCAGCUCCUGCUACCCCAGUGGGCAGAUCUGAUCCAAGCCGCAGCAGCAAUUCAUCCAUUGGAGGGGGAGGCGGAGGGGGAGGGGAUCUGAUGGGUGAGAUGAGUGCAAUUCUGGCACGAAGGAGAAAAGCUGCAAACACUGGGGAGAAGCCACCUGUGAAGGCACAAGAUAAUCAGGAGGAAUCAGAGUCUUCGAGUCAAAAUGAAACAAUUAGAAGACCCUGGGAGAAAACGUCUAUGGUCAGGAAUAACUCCACCGCAAAGAACAUGGACUCCACUUCCUCAUUGCCCCAAGCUCCCAGGGUGAAGGCUGCAGGUAACAGUAAUGAUUCUGGUGGAAUGGAUGACUCGGAUUUAGAAAAGAUGAAACAAGAGAUCCUGGAGGAGGUGCGAAAGGAGCUACAAAAAGUCAAGGAAGAAAUUAUUGGAGCAUUUAUUCAGGAACUGCAAAAGAGAAGCACAUAGUUCUACUCAGUGUCAGGUGUACGGGAGGGAUUUGUUUAUUGGGGGUGGUUUAGGUCCAUUAGGACCUCUCCUCCACUGCACCCUUCCAUGUAGCCCAGGGAUUUCUCCUUUUUCUUCUACACAUUUUCUCCCCUCUUCUUUCUCUUACACAAACACAUCAGGAUAUUUGCUUAUAUGUACAACCUGCAUAUUUAGUUCACGUAAACUGUAAACCAGGGAAUGUCCUUGCGUCACAUUUUGAUGAUCCCACACACUAAUAUUACAGAAAUUCAUUCCAUUCCCUUUGUUUCCCUUUUGUGUUCUGUUUAUCUGAACCUAUUCAGACCACAUAAUAACAGUCACUGUCAACCUAACCCUCCUAUUUCCAGACAUCCUGCUACUUGUGUCUUCUCCCUACUGCUGUCAGAUGCAACUUUUACUGAUAGAGCAGUAUUCAGGGACAAUGUAUUAGUCACAUUAUUACUGUAAUAACAAGAUGCUGGCCUGCUGGGGUUAUUUUUCCUAUCUUUGUCAGUCAGCAAGCGGUUGUCCAGGAACAUAUUUCAGACCAGAUUCUGUAGUAGUUUCAUUCCUUUAAUGGAGGUAGAAAAACUAACAUUUCUGACUUAAUCGGAGAGCAAAUUUGAAACCCCAACUUUCUAACUACUGCAGUGUCUCUGUCAAGUGGACUUUUAGCUCAUUGCAGUUGUAAAGACCUGAGGCAGUGCAGUGCCAUGCCUUUACUGCUGUAAAAUAAAGACGUUAGAGGAAGAGGAGACAAGCAAAGGGAAGCUGGACAACCUGAGUGCUGUGAAAGAGGAGUGUUGUAAUUUUAUAAUGUGUGAGAAAUGAAUUCUCUUUGCUUUGCACUUGUUCAAAAGGAAGUGUGUCUGUGCCACACGGCCUUGACAGACGUUCUCCCUCUCACUCAAAAUAAGAUAUUAUUUGUUGGCCAGUGCAGAGGUCCUACACUGUGCCUCUGCUAGUUUUACUUCUAUUCUAGCUGUUUUCUAACUUUGAGAGAUGAAAAAUGGCCAUGAUGAGGUCAAAUAAUUUGGCCAUGACCAACUGCCUUGAGAAUAAAUAUAUAAAUAUAUAUAUAUAUGAAAAAUAUAUUUGUUUAGAGGGAAAAUGUUAGCAAAAAUAAAAUGGUGUUUCUAUUUUAAUUAAAAUGACUGGUGAAUGGGGAUUUUGUUUUCCUUUUUUUCCUUUUUUUUCAGCGAUUGUUUUCUAAAGAAAUGUUAUUUUGGGUUUGUUUUUUUUCUAAUAGAAUCUAGGCUUUUUACACUGAAAUAAAUAAAACAGCUUAGAGACACUGGAUUAGAAAUGCCUUUAUACUCGAAUACAGCUGCUUUAUUAAACGCAUUUCUUUGUCUUGA
Messenger RNA from Betta splendens (Siamese fighting fish), 3046 nucleotides. It is a transcript of the gene vaspb, whose product is annotated as vasodilator stimulated phosphoprotein b. Lineage: Eukaryota; Metazoa; Chordata; Actinopteri; Anabantiformes; Osphronemidae. Gene Ontology annotation, molecular function: profilin binding; SH3 domain binding. Bases 384 to 1688 code for a protein of 434 amino acids. Gene Ontology annotation, biological process: actin cytoskeleton organization; positive regulation of actin filament polymerization; neural tube closure. The record is from RefSeq and is a predicted model, not a curated record. The transcript is spliced from 14 exons.